Messenger RNA from Hypomesus transpacificus, 1326 nucleotides. It is a transcript of the gene tmem243b, whose product is annotated as transmembrane protein 243, mitochondrial b. The record is from RefSeq and is a predicted model, not a curated record. The transcript has 4 exons. The coding region runs from base 127 to 486 and encodes 119 amino acids. NCBI's taxonomy places the organism in Eukaryota, Metazoa, Chordata, Actinopteri, Osmeriformes, Osmeridae.
GGGGUUGGUUGACGAUGGCUCUUCUCGUGUAAAAGACCCUACCCUCCGCGGUGUUGGCUAUCAUGCAGUUCCUCUCUAUGUCCAUGAGGUGGCACUGCUAAGUACUGCACUUUCCCCCACAAGGCCAUGGAUGACUUCACCACACGCACAUAUGGCACCAGCGGCCUGGACAACAGGCCUCUGUUUGGUGAAACGUCAGCCCGGGAUCGAAUCAUCAACCUAGUGGUGGGAGUGCUGACGUCACUGGUCGUUUUAGUGACGGUGAUCAGUUCGUUUAUGUUCCCCUCGCUGCCGCCACGGGGCCUCAACGUUUUCUUCGCCAUGUGUAUCCUGCUGGCCUGCGGCUCCGCCAUGGUGCUGAUAUUCUGGUACCGUCAAGGGGACCUGGAGCCCAAGUUCCGGAACCUGAUCUACUACAUGCUGGCGUCCAUUGUGCUGCUGUGUCUCUGUGCCAACCUCUACUUCCACGACGUAGGGAUGACGUAAGGAGCCGUGUGUCGGAGAUGAUGCCUUAGCCACUUGACGCACCCACAAGACCCAAAGAGAGAGACUCGACACGGACACUUGACCCGAGUGGACUUGGCUGUACCGAGCCGUCGGACCAUACCAAAAUGGACUUUGCGGACAUGGUCGUCCCACACUUGCACACUCACACACGUGGAAGUAUGUAGUGCGGUAGAGGCUUACCAAGCAGUGGUGUGAACACGAGGAAACAGCUGACUCACCCCUGGUCUGGGGAGAGGAAGAGGUUAGAGGGGCAAGGAGGAGAUGAAGGAUGGACCUGCAGCUUCCUCCCUUUCCCCCUCUCACCUCCCACACUGUAGCCACACACACUCAGUCACACACACACACAGCUGCAGAAACAAAGAAGCAACCGGAAUCUGUGGUCACUAUAUGCAGCAUUACUUCACUGAUUGCUGUCUCUUUCUGUCAACUAAGCCAACAUCAAGGUUGGGUUCAAUUCCAUUUCCAGAUUGUGUCAAUUCAGAAUUAUUUUCAGGUGACUAAAUCCAAAUCAUGAAUAUACAAAAAUGUCUGCCAAUUAUUGCACUAAUGUUGAACCCAACCUUGUAUUAUGUGAAUAUAGUAAGUCUACACAGUCAUGCACACGCACAUAGGCCAACUACAGCUCUUCAGAUGGAAGUACCAGUCAAUUAUGCCAAGCUGACAGCAGAGUUGAGCCAGUUAGAGCAAUAAAGGAGAUGUCUUUAUGCAAUGGGUGACCCCUGAACUGUGGUGUCUGCACAUGGUAAUGACCUUAGGAUUGUUGAAGCCAUUUGUUGCUUUUUUAUGUAAUAUGUUAUGUAAUAAACAAUCAUGUACCCU